Silurus meridionalis is the source of this 5207-nucleotide messenger RNA. It is a transcript of the gene sh3tc2, whose product is annotated as SH3 domain and tetratricopeptide repeats 2. Gene Ontology annotation, biological process: regulation of intracellular protein transport; regulation of ERBB signaling pathway. Gene Ontology annotation, cellular component: recycling endosome. Lineage: Eukaryota; Metazoa; Chordata; Actinopteri; Siluriformes; Siluridae. Gene Ontology annotation, molecular function: protein binding. The record is from RefSeq and is a predicted model, not a curated record. The transcript has 18 exons. The coding region runs from base 372 to 4730 and encodes 1452 amino acids.
AGCCACUGACCAACCCACACCAGCAUACCAGCAGCAACACACUCUUUGUAUAUUACAUUUGCAGACCAGCUAAGGAGAGAGAGAGAGAGAGAGAGAGAGAGAGAGAGAGAGAGAGAGAGAGAAAGAGAGAAAGAGAGAAAGAGAAAGAGAAUGAAACAAAUGCAGAGCUCAAUUUACAGAGUAAACUAAAUGCUUGAUGGAUAUAAGUAGAGUAAGAUUAAGCACAGGAAAACAAGAAUACACAGAAUAGAAGUCUUUUUAAAAUAAGAUUCUAAAAAAGAUCGGACUUACACAGUCCAGUGUAAGUGGAUUUUUCUUUGAAUGGAAGCCAUUUAUCAGUGAGAGGAGUACGCGAGUUUGUUGUGCACAUCAUGGCAUGCUGCUGCUGUCCAGCUCCGUGUCUGAGAAAGUGCUUCUUGCUUUCAGAUAUAUCAACUCCUGAGCUCAAUACAUUAUGGGAAGAGCCCCCAUAUGUUCUAACAAGAACCAAUGAGCUCUUUCCAGGAAAUGAUGUCAUGGCCUCUGGAGAUGAGGAAGUGGAAACAGAGGCAGAGGUGGAGGGUGAGAGCAUUACUGGUGAGAGUUACUGGAAGAGGAAGGAAGCUCUCAGCACUGUCUCCUUGGCUGUAGGAGAUCACUUCUCUUCAGAUGUGAUACUGCUGUUCAGUGGGAGAAGGCGCUCCAAUUUGGAACCAGACAGCGUGCUUCAGGAAGCACUGCGCACUAGACUAAGGGUUGUAGAGAGCAACAGCCAAGAUGUAAUUCAGCUUUUUAAAGAUCUCUCUGCACGCUUGGUUUCAGUGCAUGCUGAAAAAGACUACUUUGUUAUUACAUUUAAGACUGUGGAGGAAAUCUGGAAGUUUUCUACAUACCUGGCUCUAGGAUAUGUGGCAAGAUGCUUGGAAAACUUCUUGUGUGACCAGUCUUUGUGGCUGGACCCUCUGUUGCUAAGUGAUGUAGAGAUUUGUGUGACGGUAGAUGAGGAACACCUUGCCACCCUUUAUCUGGGUCUCCUACUUCAAGAAGGUUCAUUCUUUGCUAAAGCUCUGGUUAACAGUGAGCAGUAUAUAGAGGAUGAAGACAAACUUAUCUACAAGAAGAAUGACCUUGUUAUUGUGAAGGAUAUUGGACAGCAGUCCAUGUGGGAGGGAACACUGCUGUCUACUGGUCAGCAUGGCCUAGUGCCUGUUAAAGCAAUGCAGCCUCUGCCCUACCCUUUUUAUCAGUGGUUUCUUAGGAAGUACCAUGGCAAUGCAGGAGGGUUUUCAUCCACUAAAGCCCAAUGUGACCAACCUAUAGUAACAGGAACCUACGUAGCAGUAGUAGACCAUUACUCAAUGGCUGAAGAUGAACUGCACUUCAGUCAAGGAGAUCUGAUAGAGGUUGAAGGCUUGCUUAUUAGAUCACUGAAUACAUUCAUUGGGAGACACACCUCGGGUGGACAAAUAGGAUUUGUUGACAUUGCUCAUGUGAGACCUGAAAAUGUCAAAUCACUCAGUGGACAAUUGGUCUUUCUGACUGAGGAGGAGACAGUGGCCCUCUCCCAGUUUAACCCCUGCGUUGAACAGUGCCACACUGGUUUAUUGGACAAACUCUUCUUCACUGACAUCAGCACUGUUUACAGAUUAGACAGACUUGAUGACUCUGAUUUCACCUAUAUCAAAAACCAACCAAAGCAAGAACAGAAAAACGCAGAAGAUGCCAGGAAGAGCAUUAUAAUGGAACACAGUCAUACACCAUCCUAUCACUCUUCUCCUCAACCUUCCUUUUAUGCUUCUCAAAGUUGCCUAGACAGGGAAAAUGAGCCAUUCUCCUUCAGCCUGGAGGACACUUUCAAAGAAAUGGACAAGUAUCAGGAAGAUCCCCCCUUUAUGGAUGAAGGCAUGUGGGACAAUGAAGAAGCUGAGAUUGUUGAUCCCAUCUUAACCCUCCUCAACCUGGACCACUUCCAGGACUCUUUUCAUGCACUUUAUGACCUGUCCUACUCCUUCUUGGAGACAGUUUUUGGUGGUCUUCCAGUGGAUGAGGUGCUUCUGCAUCUAGAGAGCUUGCGGGAAGGAGCAAAGAAAGGAAGGAUGGUGUGGGCCCAUCGGAGAGCCUGCUUCCUGUUGGGCAGGUUGUGUGCCAAAAAACUUAAGUUCUCACAGGCUCGAGUCUACUUUGAAGAGGCACUAAAUGUCCCUGUAGCUGGCUUUAAUGACAUACCUCUAUUGAUUGCCCUGUAUACCAAUCUUACAGCUGUGUACCUGAAGCAAAAGAUGACAGACAAACUGAUUCAUACAUUAGAGAAAGCGAGUGCCCUUAUACUGUGCCUACCAAUGCAUAACUUCUGCUCUCUUGACGAGUUUGAACUGCUCAAACCCAUUCUACGCAAAGCUAUUGUUGACAAUGAUAUGCACCUCGAGGCACGGGCUUGCUAUCUAAUCCUCUGUCUAUUUUUGCAAAACAAAAGGAUUGAGGAGGCCUUGCCUUUUGUGGAAAGACUUCAGUUCCUCACUCUAACGCUCUCAGCAGAAGAAGGACGGCCUAUAAGGCCAGUUGAUCUCAAUUGGAUACUGUGCAGGCUCUACCACAAAAAGUAUCUGCCGUAUCUUGCGUUAGCCUCUCUCAGUCUAGAUUCAGGUCAAGGUCAUUCUUUGGAUACUGCUUUUCAAAAGAUUGAACUUUUCCUAAAAAACUCAGUCAGACUGAAUCCUUGUUGGAAGGAUGGCUCUGCUUUGCUUCCAGCUCAGAUGGUGGUUUACCUUCAGCAGGCACUGUCAAUAGCCAACUGUGAAGAACACCUGAAGACCCAGAGAGACCUUUGUCUAUGUUUGGCCAGUGUCUACCAGCAGUAUGGAUCUUUGGAAAAAGCAGUUCUCUGUGCACAACAAGCAGUGCAGGCAGGAAGAUGCAUUAAUGAGGAGGAGUGCUUUGAGGCAUCAGUGCUGCUGGCCUGGCUCUUAGUGAUUACAGAGGAACCAGACAGAGCCCAAUCUACUUUGCAACCUCUCCUUAACUCUCUGAAUAGUACAGCCAGGUCAGCACAGCAUGGAGUGGUCCACAAUCUACUUGCACUAUGUCUUCGCAAACAGGGGAAGAUAACAGAAGCAGCAAAGUACUUUCACUGUGCUCUCAAGAUUUCACAGGAUAAUGGGAACAAGCAUAAUGAAGCUCUGGCUCUGGCUAACCUAGGGUGCCUAGCCUUAUCAGUUGGGGCUCCAGGACUGGCAGAGAGUUUUUUGCUCAGAUCUCUGUACCUUUUCCAGUUUCUCUCUGAGAGCCCCUCAGAUGAAGAGCAUGUUCAGACUCUGCUGUGGCUAGGUAGAAGCUACAAAGAUAGGGGAGAAUGUCAAAAGGUUAGGCUGUCCUAUGAAAUGGGUCUUCUGAUUGCCAUUAGUGCCAAGAACUUGCACAGUCAGAUGGUUGUAUCAAAGGUGCUCAGUCGCCUUUAUGCCGACUUAAUGUUAUAUGGGCAAUGUAUAAUUUACUAUGAACACUGUGUGGGGCUCGCCAGGGAACUGAAGGAUAAACGUCUGGAAGGAGAGUACCUGGAGAUUCUCAGUAAUCUCUACUUAUCACUUAACACUGAAAAGUCCUCACUGAAGUCUCUGGACUACACAAAGCAAAGUCUAAGGAUUUCCAUAGACUUAGGAAAGAAACAGGAGGAGUCUGAGACCUGGCUGCAAGUGGGCCGUAUCUACUACUUGAUUGGGGAGGAUGAAUUGGCAGACAUGUAUCUUCAGGCAGCUGUAAAGACAGCUCUAAGGAUUAAUGAUCCAUGCUUUGCUAUGAACAUCUAUGAAGAGGCCGGAGAUGUCUUCUUCAAAGGACACAGAAACCGACUUGCUGCUAUUUCAUUUUUUAGAGAUGGGGGUCUGCCAUUUGCAAGAUAUCUUAACAAUGUGCAUUCAGAGUUCAGGCUUUUGUGUAAGCUCUCCGAAUUGUUGCUGAAGGAAGGUCAGCACCAGGAAGCCCUGCAGUACGCUACACUUUCAGUGCAAAUUAGCACUUCAACUGGUGUUCGCCUGAAUGAGAAGGUGUCCUACCAUCGCCUGGCCUCAAUCUACUUCACUCUGAAGCAGUAUGAGCUGGCAGAGAAUUACUAUUUGAAGGCACUUUCCCUCUCUCCCACUGCACUGGAGCAUGCAGAAGAGGCUCGCUACUAUGUUAAAGUUUACUGCAGACUAGCUGAUCUAACCCUCCACAAGAUAAAGGAUGCUUAUGAUGCCAUGGGAUAUUUCCAUUUAGCCCUGGCAGCAGCUCUGGAAGAUGGAGGGAGCAUUCAUUCCAGGUACAUAAUUUACAUGAAACUGGCAGAGAUCCAUGCUAACUACUUACCUGAUGUGAAGCUGAGUCAGACUUAUAUGGACAGCGCACGGAACUUAAAGAUGGAACUGGCAGGGCCCACAGACUCCGUUGAUGCAAAGGAUGACUAUAUGAACCAUGGUGCUGCAGAGUAUGCUAACGCUGAACCUAUCAGUUGUUCAAAUGAAGAGCCGAAGAACUUCAGAAGUAGAAGCAAUACUCUUGUAGGAUCCUAUGUGAGGGACAAAAGCCAUUCAAUAACUUCUAUAAAGGAAGCAGAGGCUGUUCCAGCUGAUUGCAUGUGUGGAGAGGAUAUGGACAUCUGUAACCCAGAUGGGACUAACAGUGGGCUUGGACAACCUACAAAUUCUGAAAUAAGGCACACAAAUCAAAGACUUCAUACCAGUCACACAGAUUCUGGCUUACUAUGUACAGAAUUUUGAUCAUCCCACUCUCACCCCAAGGCACUUUGUUAUUUAAAAAAUUUUAUUCAUCUAUAUACAUCUUGUUAAUAUACUUUACUUCUCUCCAAAUAUUGUGGAUAUGUUCAUAAUGCUUUUGACUUUUAUCAAGGUAACUUGUAUUAUAAUAUAUGUAAAUAUUUUAUUCAUUUUUGUAUGUAUACUUACUACUAUUGAAAUCAAAAUCUUUAAAGAAAUAUGUUUUUUUUCUACUAUAAAACUCACUUGAAGAUGACUGAUUAAAGUCUAGUCAAUCUUUAAUUCAAAGUUUUUUGCUUUCUAUUAUUGUACAACAUAUGAUUGAUGCCACACCAAAAUUGAUAAAAGUGUUCCUUCUUUGUUGAAAUAAAUAGUAAUAUCAUGGCCAAUUGCAGAUUUAGGAGAGUGCUGUGUUGGGCUACUUCUACACCUCCAUAUUUUCUGCCUCAAUUGAAAAAAACAUAAAAAUCUUUUUCUUCA